AUGGCCAUGACUCUACUAUCGAUAACAUUUGCUGCAUGCAAGCCUAGAAUUACAUCGGUGAUAUUUUCUAUCACUCUAUCUCAGAUUUUUAACAUUUGUAGAAUCAUAAAAAUGAAGCCGAGUAAUAGUUUAACUGCAAAAAGGCAAAAAUAUGUAAGAGAAGCCAAUUUGCCAAUUGAUCCUGAUUGAUUGGACAAUCACUCAGAUAUGUCGGCUAGCACUUCAAACCUUGAUUUUUACAACGCUGAGUCUUACAAAACAAAUUCAGAAAGUUCUAGAAUUGAAGACUCUGAUUUAUUAAAUUUUUUGAAACUAAAAAUACGAGAAAAGCUGCAAAAACUCCAGGAUAAUAGGAAUUUAAUAAAAAAUUCACUCAGAAUAAAGAAAAGCCAAUUUCAAUCAAUUAAUUUUCAAAAUUGAUUUAAACCUAAAAAAGAUCAGAUGUAUUCUGACUUAUUUUAUUGCAAACUUGCUGACGAAUAUUAUUUUCUUAAAGCUAUUUAUUCUGAUAAAAAAAUAUUUAAAGUUCCGCUUCUUGUUUAUUGCAACUCAAGAUUACGGCAUGAAAAUAUUGUAAAGACUUGUGGGUAUACGAAAAUUAAUAAUCAGAAAUACAUCGUACUUGAAUAUCUGCCUAAAACUUUGUACGAAUAUUUAGAUGAUACUUUAGAUUUAAAACAAAGACUUGGACUAAUUUUAGACAUAGGACGAGGCUUAUGCUUUAUGCAUAUGAAAAAUACUGUGCUAAUGAAUUUGAGCCCUUGGAGCGUCUUUAUAAGUCCUGAAGGAAAAGCUGUGAUAUUUGAUUUGGACUGCUGCAGCAAUUUAAACAUGGAGACUCAGAGCGAAAUGACGUACAAAGAGCAGGAUUUUGCAUCUCCAGAAGCUUUAAAUGGGAAUAGAGGGUUUUAUUGUGAUGUGUAUUCUUAUGGGUUAAUGGUUUACUAUAUUUUGACUCAAGGGCCAUACUCAGAGUAUAUAGGACUGGAUGACAUCCCUGAAAAAUUUCAAGAUAUCGUCAAGGUUAUGCUAACUUCCCCCAGCUAAUUCUGUUUAAUUUUAAACAACUUGAAUUUUAAUAUAAAUUUCACAACUUAAUUAAUUUUUACUUCUCAUUUUUACAAAUUAAAAUCUUUUUAAAACAAAAUUAAUCCCCACAUGAGCAAACAAAAUUUUUUUGUUAGCUCACGGAUAGGGGGAGUAAGAAACAAUCCUUAUGAGAGACCUGAUAUUGAUUUUUGCUAUAAACAGUUUGAAAAUCUAGAGCGAGAGCUUCAAAAUAGGUAA
Molecule: messenger RNA, 1287 nt
Organism: Blepharisma stoltei
Lineage: Eukaryota; Ciliophora; Heterotrichea; Heterotrichida; Blepharismidae
Source: the annotation of a GenBank genome assembly